CCGGGUCCGACGGCUAACAGGGUCCCCCGCCCACUCGGAGCAACACUUCCGGUUGGCUCAGCGGAAACGUUCCGUGCCGCUCUCAUCUGACAAAACGUUUCUUUCUGCGUUUUCAAGUCUCCUCGUUUUUUAUAUUUUAAUUCCUCGAUGGAACUCGGCUUCGUUGACUCUCACUGUCACAUCUCGGCUCGUGAGUUUGAGCAGGAUCUGGAGGAUGUGAUGCAGAGAAGCAGACAGCUAUCCAGAUGUGGUGGCUCCAUGUUUCGGGGUCCAUCCUCUGCAGGGCGGCGAGGGGCCCGAGCAGCGCAGCGCCAGGCCUCAGGUGGCAAAACAGACGGAUUUCACUCUGUUGAUUCUGACUUGACGAGGAGCGUAACUGUUCCCACUCUUCUCAGUGGUAUCAGAGGGAGGGGGGGGUCCUCUGCAGGGGAACAAAGGCCCCUAACUAAAAUACACAACUCCGGCUGUGAUGACCUGGAUGCUGCUCUGCCGCUGCUCUACGAACACAGAGAACGCCUUGUUGCUGUAGGAGAGAUCGGUUUAGACUUCACACCGUGGCGAGCUCCCACUCAGCAGGGCCGAGACGACCAGAUGAGCGUGUUCGUUAAACAGCUCGACGUCGCCAAGGAGCUGGACCUUCCUGUGAACGUCCACUCCCGAUCAGCUGCUAGGGUCACCAUCGAGACCAUGAGACAACAGGGCAUCAGUCGCGCUCUGCUGCAUAACUUUGCAGGGAAGCCGUCGGUGGCUCUGGAAGGUGUGAAGGCCGGAUACCUCUUCUCCUUCCCACCUGCUGUCUGCAGAAACCAGCAGAGAGACAAACUGAUCAGAGCGAUCCCCCUGGAGCACAUCUGUCUGGAAACCGACUCUCCUGCCCUGGGGCUCGACAAGCACGGGAGGAACGAGCCCGGUAACAUCGUCCUGUGCUGCCGGUACAUCGCCCACGUCAAAGGUCUGUCCGCUCAAACCGUUCAGCUCGUCACGGCACAGAAUGCGUACAGACUGUUCCCCGGGGCUGACACGCAACAACGCUCACACAAACACACACACAAACACACACACAGUUCUGAAAUCUACAGUUUGGCCUGAGGAGGGGGAGGAGUUGUAUGAUGAGGAGUUAUGCAAAAGACGCGGCGUGUUUUGACUCUGGAUGAAACAAGGAAACAUUAUAAUCAAGAAGGUUUAAUCUGUGGAGACAUUUCAACUGACACUCAGUGAAGUUUCACAGGGAACAUGAAGAGAUGAUAUUCAAACACAGACACAAAGGAAUCUGACCAGUGAAAUGUUUUCCUCAGACUCGUUUCUUCUUCUUGAACAGUUGCUCACUGGAUAUUGAGACAACUGCAUGUUUGGACAGUAUUUGUUGUCCCAGGGUCCUGAAGCAGUUUUACACCAGGUGUGAUUUAUCUGGAAGAGGAGAAAAGCACAACAAUGAUUCAUAGAGUCGUGAUGAAGCAUCUGGAUCCAUAUGAUGAGAAAGAAUCAAAUAGUUUUCAUAGUUCCAUCUUUCUGCUGCGUGAGUUGUUUAAAAACAAGUUGCUGUGUUCAAGGUCGCACAGAUAUCUGAGGACUGAACUCAGCUCUUAUAAAACAAUGCUUGCUGUUGUGUUGUGUUGUUGUUGCACAUACUCUGUUCAUAAUGGUUGUGUUGAAGUUAAAAUAAAAACGUUCUUGAGCUGACUAAA
This is a messenger RNA of Platichthys flesus (European flounder), 1685 nucleotides long. RefSeq names its product TatD DNase domain containing 3 (gene tatdn3). Bases 148 to 1089 code for a protein of 313 amino acids. Lineage: Eukaryota; Metazoa; Chordata; Actinopteri; Pleuronectiformes; Pleuronectidae. The record is from RefSeq and is a predicted model, not a curated record. The transcript has 9 exons. Gene Ontology annotation, molecular function: hydrolase activity, acting on ester bonds.